AAAUUCAUUUCUGUAUAAUGAUACAACAAAAGGGGAAUACGUAUGAAAGUAUGAAUAAUGAGGAGUAUGAAGUUGUGAAGGUUCGGAGGUAGUAAGUAGGCUCCGACAGGUGACGCACUGUGUGUACAGACAAGAAAGGCAAGGUAAGGCAAGGCAAGGCAAGGCAAGGCAAAGCAAAGCAAGGUAAGACAAGGGAAGGAUUUACGAGUCACAAUAAUCACGCACAAGAAGACAGGGACCAUUCCUUACAGAUGCAGAUGCUGUUGUUGAUACAGUAAACUUGGCGUUGAACUGGCCAACGAUGCGGUGAACGAAGCCAGCUCUCUCUUCGAUGUGAAGAAAGGAAUAACACGAUAAAAUUCCACUGCUGCACCGCAAAAGAACACCGGGGGAUUUGAGAAUCGGUGUUGGUCAGGAACUGCUGUCAUCACGGUGCAGGAUUGUGGCAGGAGAAGGUCGGGAGUUUUCUGUUGAUAGACCGGGCAGAAAAGUUGCUGGAAUUGCCAAUUUUUUAGAUGCUUUGUUUCUUGGUUGUAGUAGCUCCCUGUAGUGAUCUUCGCUCGGGUGCAGAGAGAUGUGAUUGAGACGUCAUUCUUUCAGCGCUCCGGACAUUCUUAUGCGAGUGCCGUGUUUUAAGUUGAGUUCCAGCGGUUGCCGAGGUCCGCAGAAAUUGGCAAUUGUAGCCUCAGGAGAAGUGUAGCAGGACAACCUCGCGAUGAUGUCUGGUGUGACGUACGUAUGGUCCCUCAUGGGGAUGGCGACGAUUGUCUGCGGCUUUCUGCCUCAGGAACUGAAGCAUUUCAUGAAACUUUGGAUGCACAAAUUGAUCAAGAAGCUGUGGAGUACAGACCCUUACUGCCGAUUUCACUUCCACGAAUUAGAUGGCAGGGGGCGCACUAACCAUCUCUACCGCCAAGUGGAGAUGCACCUGCGAUCUAAACAGCUCAUCAAGGACGCUGACGAUUUGUAUCUUUCACAGGAGGAAUCUGCGAAGAAAAUCAACUACACGCUAGCAGGAGGUGAGACUGUGUCCGAACAUUACGAGGGUGUGAAAGUGACGUGGACUUUCACCACUGAGAAAAUGAAAGGUUCGAAUGGAGGUGAAAGAGAGGAGAACAAGUACACCUUGAAGAUGCUGAAAACAGACAAAGUCUUCGUCAUGUCCCGUUAUAUGGACUACGUUUCACGCAGCGCCAAAGAGUACAAGCUGCAGCUCACCGACCUGUACCUUUACAGCUGCAGCCACGAGCGUUGGAAAUCGCAUACAUUUCAACAUCCUUCGACGUUCGACACAUUGGCUAUGGAUCCUGAAUCCAAGGACCGCCUCAUGACGGACAUCAUAGCAUACAUGGAGGGAGAAGCUUAUUUCAAGAGAGUAGGACGAGCGUGGAAGAGAGGAUAUCUCUUGUAUGGUCCUCCGGGCACAGGCAAGAGCUCUUUGAUUGCGGCUAUGGCGAAUCUCCUGCACUACAACAUUUACGACCUCGAGCUCACACAGGUAUACGAUAACAGCAUGCUCAAGGCUCUGCUAACAAACACAACGAGCAAGUCAAUAAUUGUCAUAGAAGACGUAGAUUGCUCACUAGACCUAACAGGAUCACGCUUCGAAAAACCAGCAGGAAAACUGAAGUCAACAUCAUCCAAACAAACGACAUCAUCUCCUGGCAGCAGAGUUACCCUCUCGGGGCUUUUAAAUUUCACCGACGGGCUGUGGUCCUGCUGCGGGAACGAGCGCAUAAUAAUCUUCACCACAAACCACAUCGAGAAGUUGGAUCCGGCCUUGCUGAGACCAGGUCGCAUGGACAUGCACAUCCACAUGUCGUUCUGCAACUUCGAAAUCUUCAAAGUUCUCGCCUCGAACUAUUUAUCAGUGUCGAGUGACCCGUUGUUUGAGCAGAUAGAAAGAUUUCUACAUGAACAGUCUGUAUGUAUCACCCCUGCCGAGGUAACCGAGAUUCUGUUUGAGAAUAAGGAUGACACCGACUUAGCUCUUCGGAAAUUAGUAGCGGAUCUGGAGCGCAGAGGUGUUGAAGGGGAUGCUGUGGUGGUUAAACCCACAGAUGUGAAGGAUAGUUGCGACAACGAAGCGGAACAAGACGACGAAUCGGACAAAAUGGAGCCUGCUGUGGAACAAGAUCCCAAUGCAGCAGCAGUAACAGGUGAGAAGCCAUGUACAAAGAUACACUGCAAUGUGAGGGAACACAAGAAUCAAACGAAUUGGUUGAAGAUAUAUUUGGAUUACAAGAGCAUGGUACAGCGUCAAGGUUUACUUGGGGGGAAGAGAUUAACAUCCAGAUCAUUGCGGCUCACCCGAUUUUAAUUCCUACGGUGUGGGUUUUUGAUUUAUUUAUUAAUAUAUAUUUAUAUAUAUAAUCGGGGAGUGUUGGUGAAUUCUGAGCUUCAGUGAUGAAUCUUUCCGACACCCUGCUCAGCGAAAAUUUAUACUUGCUUUUUAGUAAAUCGACACAAAUGUGAACCCUAGGAUUUUCAUGGUUGAAUGCUGGAUGACAUUUCUUUUCGUUUGCCAAUUUGAUUGCCUUGGGCUUUGAUAAUAAUUAUGUAUACUAAUUCAAUAAAAUGAUUGAAGGUUUAAAUUA
This is a messenger RNA of Physcomitrium patens, 2597 nucleotides long. Its product is annotated as AAA-ATPase At4g25835. The record is from RefSeq and is a predicted model, not a curated record. NCBI's taxonomy places the organism in Eukaryota, Viridiplantae, Streptophyta, Bryopsida, Funariales, Funariaceae. Gene Ontology annotation, molecular function: ATP binding; ATP hydrolysis activity.